This is a messenger RNA of Plutella xylostella (diamondback moth), 2232 nucleotides long. RefSeq names its product homeobox protein SIX6. Gene Ontology annotation, biological process: regulation of transcription by RNA polymerase II. Gene Ontology annotation, molecular function: DNA-binding transcription factor activity, RNA polymerase II-specific; RNA polymerase II cis-regulatory region sequence-specific DNA binding. The record is from RefSeq and is a predicted model, not a curated record. Gene Ontology annotation, cellular component: nucleus; transcription regulator complex. NCBI's taxonomy places the organism in Eukaryota, Metazoa, Arthropoda, Insecta, Lepidoptera, Plutellidae.
AGUAGAUAGUAAUAGGUGGAGUAAUGUAGAGCAGCUGUUUCAGCGGAGUUGGUCGUCGGCAGUCGGUGUUCGUUACGUGAGGAGCGGUGGAGAUGAUGCGGCGGCGCGGUGUGCGUGACGGAUCAUGGCGGCGCGGGGCGGCGGGCGGCGGGGCGGGGGGGGCCGCGCCCGCCCGAGUUAAACGCGCCCGCCGGAUACGCGCCGCGGCGCCGCUUGAAAGCUAUCCGGCCCCCCCGAGCCACCGACGAGCGCGAUUGGCCACCGCACCGCGCGACGGGUAACCGAUAGCCAAUCGCGCUCGGGGGGCGAAGGCCCGCCUCCUCGCGAGGGCCGCGCGCUCCACCGGCUCAGACCGCGCGCGACUCCGCCGCGCACACUCGUACCGAUGCGGGGCUCCUGGGACGAGUCGACGACGGCGGCGCUGCACGCGCGCAUACUGGAGGCGCAGCGCGCGGCGGGCCCGGCGGGCGAGCGCGCGGCGGCGGCCGAGCCGGGCGCGUGCGGGGCCGAGCCCGCGCCGCCGCUGGGCCUGGGCGCGCUGGAGCUGGCCGCGCCCACGCCGUUGCUGCCGCUGCCGACCCUGUCCUUCAGCGCGGCGCAAGUCGCCACCGUGUGUGAAACCUUAGAAGAAAGUGGUGAUGUGGAACGAUUGGCGCGAUUUCUAUGGUCUUUGCCGGUCGCUCAUCCUAACGUUGCCGAGUUGGAGCGAUGUGAAGCUGUUUUGAGGGCGAGAGCCGUGGUCGCCUUCCACGCGGGCAGACACCGAGAGUUAUACUCCAUACUAGAACGACAUCGGUUUCAGAGAUCGAGCCACGCCAAGUUACAGGCGCUGUGGCUCGAGGCUCACUAUCAGGAGGCGGAGAGACUGCGCGGCCGCCCGCUGGGGCCGGUCGACAAGUACCGAGUGCGGAAGAAGUUCCCUCUACCUCGGACUAUUUGGGACGGAGAACAAAAGACGCACUGCUUCAAGGAGCGCACGCGGUCGCUGCUGCGGGAGUGGUACCUGCAGGACCCGUACCCGAACCCGACGAAGAAGCGCGAGCUGGCGGCGGCGACGGGGCUGACGCCGACGCAGGUGGGCAACUGGUUCAAGAACCGGCGGCAGCGGGACCGCGCGGCGGCCGCCAAGAACCGCUCGGCGCUGCUGGGCCGCGGGUUCGCCUCCUCGUCCACCUACGACGAGGACUCCGCCGACUCCGAGAUUAACGUGGACGAGGAGUAGCCCUCGCCGCCGCCGCCGUCGCCGUCGCCCGCUACACUACAGACUGACAAAUCCUAGUGUAAAUUUAUAGUGAAAACGAUGACGAUCAAAUCAGACUUCAGUGAUUACAAACUAACCGUUGAUUGAUGCAAUGGACGAAUGCAAUAUUGUUUACGAGAAGCGUUAUUUCUUGGUUGAUUUAGUAUUUACAGAGUCGGUGAUGUAUGUGAUGUUAAGUAAUUAGUUAUGCAGAUUUUUAUCAGUAGGGCAUGUCAUAUCGUCACAGUGUUCUAAGAGUGCUGUCAGUGAAGACGGUCAUUAUUAUUUCAGCGUUAUAACCAGGUAUGUACAUAAUAUUUUUAACGUCAUCUCUUUUAUUAUUUCACUUGAAAUUAUAUUCAGCUCUAAAAAUAUUUAAGUACGUAUCUGAAUUCCUAAAUAGGAAGAAUUUAUUCUAUGUAAAUAUAUCUGCUCAAGCGAGUGACUUGCCUUUGUAGAUGAAUCUUUGCUGUUUAAACAGGGUUAUUUUGAUAGUGAAUAUUUUUUACCGUUUCCUACUCAAGAUGCUAUUAUAAGAGCUUAUUUAUUAUUUUAUUCUUUAAUUGUCGUAUAUUUUGAGGCUGCAGUGAUGUUAAUCUGAAAAGCAUUUACCUUUUCUUUAAUAUUUAAAUUAUAACUAUUUACCAAGAUAGAUUUUAUUUAUGAUUGGCUAAAAAAAUUGUAAUGUAGAUGGGUCAGUAAAUUAUCUUAUUUUUUCUAUAAUAAUGUACGUACCUGACCACCAAGACAAAUUAUUAUGCCAGUAAACACAUUAUUUGUCAAUUAAGACCUUUUUGUAGGUUGAAAUUACAAAUUCUUUAUAAUGAAAUCCGGAAGAAUGCUGUAAAAGACCUUUUUCAAUUAUUCAAAAAAAGUUGACAAUAAUUACAACAAAUAACGACAACUAAAUUUUCUAAAACUGGGUUGUGUACAGACAACGGUCUGUGAUAUAUGUAGGUACGUUUGCCAACGCUGCAUUGAAUUUAAAACCU